Molecule: messenger RNA, 1126 nt
Organism: Malus domestica (apple)
Lineage: Eukaryota; Viridiplantae; Streptophyta; Magnoliopsida; Rosales; Rosaceae
Source: RefSeq, a predicted model, not a curated record
AUUUUAAAUUUGUGUCGCAGUCUUGGGUAUAUUACAAGGACUUCCAUCGAGGCUUUUAGAGUUUUUGGGAAUCAACCGCAUUCGUGAACUAAAAUUGAUCCAUGUUCGGUCACGUCAAAUUAUGGACUGCAUGUUUGACGAGAUAAAACAUUUAAGUGAUGAAGAAAUGGCGGAAUGUGGUCUACAUGAAACAAUACUCCAAGCUGUUGAAAAUGGGAUUGCUGAGCUCGUUAUUCCUCUAUGUAAAGCCGAACCAGAUUUAUUGUUCAGUACCAAGUCCGGAAAGAACAUAUUUCAUUAUGCUGUUGAAUGCCGUCAAGAAAAAGUUUAUGGCCUUAUAUACGGGGUUGGUAAAAGAACUAUGCUUACGACUUGGAUGGCAAAUCACAACAACAGCUUGCUACAUUUUGCGGGGAUGUUAUCUCCAUUGGCAGUGGCAAAGCUUGAUCGUAUUCCAGGUGCAGCCUUGCAAAUGCAGAGAGAAAGGCAAUGGUACAAGGAGGUAGAGAGUAUUGUGAUUCCAGUCUUGGGAACCUCACCUUUAAACGGUGAUGGUUUCACAGCCCCUAAAUUAUUUACGGAGACCCACAAGGAAUUGCAUGCGAAAGGAGAAAAGUGGAUGAAAGGAACAACAAGUUCUUAUACAGUUGUUAGUACCCUGAUUAUUACAAUCAUGUUUGCUGCUGCAUUUACAGUUCCUGGUGGAAACGACCAAGAAACAGGGUUUCCCAUAUUCUUAGACGGAAGGCUAUUUAUGGUUUUUAUAGUUUCAGAUGCAAUUUCGCUCUUUUCUUCUGCAACGUCAGCAUUGAUGUUUUUGGGCAUCCUUACAUCGCGUUAUGCUGAAGAUGAUUUCCUCGAAUCCUUACCCACAAAGAUGAUAAUAGGCCUUUCCACACUCUUCAUCUCCAUCGCCACCAUGAUGGUUGCCUUUUCUUCUGCCUUAUUCAUCAUGCUUCAGGACAAACCAUGGAUUACUUAUCCAAUCAUUUUCCUUGCUAGUGUUCCUGUCAUUUUAUUUAUCUGGAUGCAAUUUCCCCUUCUCGUUGAGAUUUUUGUGUCCACUUAUGGUGGAGGAAUAUUCGAUAGAAAAGUCAAACGUUGGAUAUAAACUCUUGAUGGUGCA